AUGGAAUCCUUUCAGAGGCCACAAGCCUCCCUUUUCCAGGUCUACCUUCGCUUGCGGCCGCCCAUCAGCCACACUCCCGACUCACAGCAGCAAAGGUCGGACUUCUUAGUUGUUGAACCGGUAGCGGAGAUUGCAGGCAGCAAUGGGUCCGAAGACACAAACAAAUGGCCCACCCACAUUACGGUCCAGCCUCCAAACGACUCGAGAAAACGCGCGAUCGAGAAGUUUGCGUUUACGAAGGUUUUCGAAGAACACGCCACCCAGUUGGAUGUAUUCGAGCAAUCUGGAAUGGUCUCGCUGAUUGAUGGAGUCUUGAAUGACAGCCGCGAUGGGCUUGUUGCGACUCUUGGGGCCUCUGGGAGCGGGAAGUCACAUACAAUUCUCGGCUCAAAAUCGCAGCGCGGUAUUACUCAGAUGUCCCUUGAUAUUCUAUUCAACUCUCUCGCAUCGUCAAUCCAAUCCCCAGAUCACCCGAAAUACUCUACGUUCAUGCAGUCCCUAGCUACUUCAGAUCCCUCCGAAGCCCAAGUGUAUUCCGCAAAAUCUUUCAUUGAUGCAAUUUAUGGAGAUUUAAAUGCAGAUCGAGGACGUAACUCGAGGGCACAGACUCCACUAUCCUCCUCAAGAGCUCAAACGCCACUGGUAUGCAAUCCACUUCAGUCCCUGUCUUCCAGUCCACCCAAUAUAUCCUCCAUUGGACUAUAUUCUUCAGUUCCCACACCGCUGUUUGGAAAUAUCGACUCAGGCAUUGCCUCAUGUGCGCCCACUAUCCGGCUCGUAAACGGCUUCAAUCUAGCCGCCGAUAGUGUGCCCAGUUGGCUAGCACCCAAAAAUAUUACCCUUCCCUCCCAGUUACCGUUUUGGAGAACUCAUAGAAUUCAUUUUACUAAAAAUUGGCAUCAUUUAAAGGAAACCCCAACUACGUCGACAUUCCCCCGCCGUAACCUCGCCCCACGAUCUAGUGCUUUUCUUCAAACCCCCGAUGUCGCCGACUAUGUGGUUGAUGUAGGCCCAGAUGAAGAAUAUGCCGUCCUAAUAUCCAUGUACGAAGUAUAUAACGACCGUAUUUUCGACCUACUCUCUCCCGCCGGUGGCGUUUCCAAGCAAGCAAAUAGUAAUCAGAAAGAUCGCCGCCGGGCACUUAUGUUCAAGUCCACUGAAGGAUCAACUGACCGAAAAGUCGUAGCAGGUCUACGAAAGGUAGUUUGCAGUACAUACGAAGAGGCACUGACUGUUCUAGAGAUUGGACUUACAGAAAGAAAAGUCACCGGGACAGGGAAUAACAGCGUGAGCUCUCGAAGUCACGGAUUUUUCUGUGUUGAAGUGAAGAGAAAAGUCUGGGAUAGUAGAUUUAAUGAUGAAUUCUGGGUCGGCAAUACCUUAACCAUUGCAGACCUUGCCGGUUCUGAACGUGCCAGAAAUGCAAAAACUGCCGGAGCAACGCUUGCAGAGGGAGGUAAAAUUAACGAAAGUCUUAUGUACCUAGGCCAGUGUUUGCAGAUGCAGACGGAUUUGCAGGCCGGCAACAAGACACUUGUUCCUUUCCGGCAAUGCAAGCUUACCGAACUCCUAUUCUCGAAUUCUUUCCCCUCUUCGGGUCAUGCGGCCAGUUCCAUACAUAGAAACCCCCAGAAAGGAGUGAUGAUAGUAACGGCCGACCCAUUGGGCGACUUCAACACUACUUCUCAAAUUUUAAGAUACUCUGCCUUGGCUAGGGAAGUUACCGUUCCUAGGGUGCCAUCCGUGUCCAAUAUAUCGAUACCUCCCAUGAAACCUGCUCAUGCUGGAAAAUCUGCUUUCCUAUCAGCUUCAGCGGAGGAGUUAGAACGAGCAGCCCUUGAGAUUGCAAAGUUGGCAGAUGAUUAUGAUGCACUAGCAAUAAGGUUAGCAGAAGAGGAGUUCGCACGACAAGAGGCUGAAAUCAAAUGGAAGGCAGCAGAAGAGCAAUGUUUACUUCUCGACCAGGAGAUCCGAGAAGAGUGUUUUGCAGAAAUGGAGGAGCGGAUGGAAAGAGAAAAAAGAAGAUGGCAGCAAGCAUGGGAUGAGCAGGCUCUUCGACAUGAGGACCACCUUGAUAAGAAGCUAGAUAUUCUUUCACGAGGAGUGCAAAUUCAUGAGGAUCCCACCCCAUCUACCGAGGAGAUUAUUGACGACCUUGAACGCGAGAAUGAAGUGCUCAGGAACAGAAUUGCAGCCCUUGAGCGUGCGCUGAAUGCUAGCUCGCCUACCAAGAAACCAACAACGAAAACCAAGAAAAAUACUAUUCCUGGUCGUUUUGACUCGUCGGACUAUAACUUUAUUCAUGCGGACGAUAUAGCGGAAAGAGAUACCAUAGCAGCAAAUAAGAAAUUAGGUACUUUAAGGGUUGAUGAGAACUCGAAGCCGAUACCCUUGGCGCUGAGCAAGGCUAAGACUACGGGUAGAAAGAUGAGAAAACUAACCACGAGGCAAUUGGAUUUUGGCCCUGAAUCAAUGUUUGAAAAUUAG
This is a messenger RNA of Ophidiomyces ophidiicola, 2487 nucleotides long. RefSeq lists its product as uncharacterized. NCBI's taxonomy places the organism in Eukaryota, Fungi, Ascomycota, Eurotiomycetes, Onygenales, Onygenaceae. Gene Ontology annotation, molecular function: microtubule motor activity; ATP binding; microtubule binding. The record is from RefSeq and is a predicted model, not a curated record. The transcript has 5 exons. Gene Ontology annotation, cellular component: kinesin complex; nucleus; microtubule. Bases 1 to 2487 code for a protein of 828 amino acids. Gene Ontology annotation, biological process: microtubule-based movement.